This is a messenger RNA of Puccinia graminis f. sp. tritici CRL 75-36-700-3, 276 nucleotides long. RefSeq lists its product as uncharacterized. The coding region runs from base 1 to 276 and encodes 91 amino acids. NCBI's taxonomy places the organism in Eukaryota, Fungi, Basidiomycota, Pucciniomycetes, Pucciniales, Pucciniaceae. The transcript is spliced from 2 exons. The record is from RefSeq and is a predicted model, not a curated record.
AUGGGAACAAGGAAGCCAUUGGAAACUUCAAUGCUCUUUGAUGGAGCCAGCGUGGACGGUGACGAGUUUGUCGAAAGCCAUUAUAAGCUAUUGUCUCUUGCGCGAGCGCGCGAGAUCUCAGCCUUGGGUGAUGAGGCUAAUGAUACACUCGCUUCAAAGAAGCCCAAGUUAGAUCUCAAGUUAUCCUUGGGUCUUACUAAGGACGCGGAAAGCUUACAGCCGAGCCCAUCAUCUCAUCAAUCCCCAAGGAGCCAUCCGAGUGGUAAGCCGGCCUAA